AUGCUAUGGAUACUAUACUUUGCAUCUUGCUGGUGUGAAGAUGUCCCUGAUGUGUGCACAACAUCUGGAAUGAUAGCAAUAAACUUUGUGGAUGGCCCGGUGAGAGGUGUAACUGACAGGGUCCUCAAUACCUUAGAUGAGCUUGGAGUAAAAGCUACCUUUUCGUUCACAGUGAACCAGAAGGCUGUUGGGAAUGUAGGGCAAUUAUACCGAAGGGCUGUUAAUGAGGGUCAUACUGUGGGGUUGAGGAUAGAUCCAAGGAUGGAUGAUGGGUGCCAGAACCUUUCUAGGGAUGCCCUUGAGGAGAAUGUCGAUAGGGAAAUAGAUACAAUAGAUGGGCUCAGUGGCACAGAAGUAAGAUAUGCAUCCGUACCCAUAAACAAUGGGGAAGUAAACUCUGAAAUGUACAGCAUCCUUACUGAAAGAGGUGUUCUCCCUCUAGGAUACACCUUCUGUCCAUAUGAUUAUGAUAGUCCCAUAGAAGAAUUUGAGUGUAUGAUAGAAGGAUCGGAUCCAAAGCAUCACUCAUUCAUUAUUUUGAUGCACGAUGGACAGGAGGGAGAUACCACACGCCUUGAAAGAAUGGUAAAAAUAGGGGAGGACAAGGGAUAUAGGUUUGUCAACAUGGAUGAAUGCCUUAAGGGCUACAAGGGAGCACCUGGUGAACCAGAAAUUGCCUUGAGAGGAAAGAGUGCUCAGAACAUUGCAACAUUUUUGCCUUUUUUCAUGCUAUUGGCUCGACUUCUCUAA
This is a messenger RNA of Encephalitozoon romaleae SJ-2008, 750 nucleotides long. RefSeq names its product chitooligosaccharide deacetylase-like protein. Gene Ontology annotation, molecular function: hydrolase activity, acting on carbon-nitrogen (but not peptide) bonds. Lineage: Eukaryota; Fungi; Microsporidia; Unikaryonidae. The coding region runs from base 1 to 750 and encodes 249 amino acids. Gene Ontology annotation, cellular component: membrane. The record is from RefSeq and is a predicted model, not a curated record. Gene Ontology annotation, biological process: carbohydrate metabolic process. The transcript has a single exon.